CAAGAGAACAAAGCUUAUCUGAUGAAGAAAAAAUUUUUCUAGAUUGUACAAGUCCCACUACAAUGCAAAUAGAUAGCAUAGACAAAAAGCAACAUCAGGAAAGUAGUACAAAUAUCAAUGCUAAACUAUCUUAUAUAGAAGAUGCAGCUCCAACUGUAGAAAUUAGCAAUAUCGAAUUAGAACCUCAAGGCAAUCCCCAUAA
Molecule: messenger RNA, 202 nt
Organism: Dentiscutata erythropus
Lineage: Eukaryota; Fungi; Glomeromycota; Glomeromycetes; Diversisporales; Gigasporaceae
Source: the annotation of a GenBank genome assembly